Necator americanus (New World hookworm) is the source of this 489-nucleotide messenger RNA. RefSeq lists its product as uncharacterized. The record is from RefSeq and is a predicted model, not a curated record. The transcript has a single exon. NCBI's taxonomy places the organism in Eukaryota, Metazoa, Nematoda, Chromadorea, Rhabditida, Ancylostomatidae. The coding region runs from base 1 to 489 and encodes 162 amino acids.
AUGUCGGUAAGAAAUCGUACGGCACCCGGUCCCGACAGAAUAAGACCAGAACACUUGAAGAGCCUUCCGCCAGUACUCAUCAACACCCUGGCGAGGCUCUUUACACGUUAUCUGUCGGAAUGCAAGGUUCCUAAACAGUGGAAGACCAGCAAGACCGUGUUGUUGUAUAAAAAGGGAGAUCCACAUGACAUCGGCAACUAUCGUCCAAUCUGCCUACUGUCCGUCAUCUACAAGCUCUUUACAAGAGUGAUCCUUAAUAGGAUUGAAAAAGUCCUGGAUGAAGGACAGCCAUGCAAGCAAGCAGGGUUUCGAAAAGGAUUCAGCACGAUUGACCACAUUCACACUGUUUCGAAACUCAUCGAGGUAUCCCAAGAGUACAAGAUGCCGCUCUGUCUCACCUUCAUCGACUUGAAAAGGCCUUCGACUCAGUUGAGACGGAAGCGGUUGUGGAAGCCUUGGACAACCAAGGCGUCCCUACUCAGUACAUAA